UAUAGAAACUGUCCAGUUCAAUAUAAGUAAACCCUGUGAGUAAAGCCAACUUCCUGAGAGGCAAUUAAGGACUGCGCAUCCUUUGAGGAGAGAGAGAAAAGAUGGAUGGAACACGGGAGACCGAGCAAGACCUUUGUGCGAAUUUGAAUCCAAGUCCGAAUACAGAAACUCCAGGAAGCAAUAAUGUCCGUCAGAGCAGAAUACACAGAUUGAAACGAGGUUUGCAGCAUUAUGCCAAACGCGGAAGAGUUUCUUUUACAGUAUUUUUGAACGUGAUAGUUAUUGUGACCCUGUCCUGUGUCAUUUUAACUAAAGCGAACUGUCCAACUCCUCCUACCAUCUCAGUGGAUGUCUGUCCAGCUGAUUGGAUUGGGUAUCAAAAGAAAUGUUAUUAUUUUGCAAAUGCUACAGGAGACUUGAAUUCUAGCAAGGCAUACUGUUUGUCCUUCAAUGCUUCCUUGGCAAUGAUUGAUUCCCAAAAAGAGAUGGAUUUCUUGAAACGCCACAAAGGUUCUCAUGACCACCGGAUUGGUCUCUUGAGGGACCAAGAUAAAGGCUCCUGGAAAUGGAUUGAUGGUACAUCUUUCGAUGGAUGGUUUGAAGUUGGAGGAGGAGGAAAAUGUGCAUAUUUGAACGACAAAGGCGUUACUGGCGCUAGCUGUAGAAGAAAUGAACCCUGGAUAUGCAGCAAAAAAAAGGACAUCCUGUGCUUUACCAAACAAGAACAUGAGAAGAGUCCUGUUGCUUCCUGCUGGAUCAGGCUGAAGGCCUGUCUAGUCCAGCGUCCUGAUUCCCACAGCGACCAGCCAGAUCCCUCUGGGAAGCCCACAAAGUGGACAUGAAAGUGAUAUUAUAUGAAUGAAGCUAUGGGGAGCUGUUAUUAGGGGUUUGGAUCAAGGUACUCUGAAGACACUUGGUUCUGAGAGACUCCGCAAUUUCAGCAGCAGUGUGGUACUUUACCCUGGGGAAGUGGGGAAGGUGCAUAGUGAUUUCAGCAGGAUGGCCCCAUGCUUCUGGGAAGAGGGGUACCUUGACUCUCAAAACCUGAAGAUUUUUAUACAAUUUAAAGAAAAGCACUGACAUCACUACUUAUAAGCACAGGAAGUGGUCUACUUGCCACAGGAGAAAGACUAAGCUGGCCUUUCAUCCCAUGUAACAAACAAAGGUGCUUUGGGAUGAUGGCUGAACUUGCCGGAAACAUUCUUUUAACAAAAGAUGAUUUACAUGUAAUGCUGUCUUAAAAGGCAGGUGUCCAGGCUGGAGUUCAACAGUAGGACCACGUUGCAGGUGGAUGACCAGGUGCAUUACCAGAUAUCACUCUUGCCAUCUAGGAUUCAUGUUCUGCUCAAUUUUAACCCCACCUUUGUCUCUGGGGAAUGCAUUUUGUUACACUGGUCAGACGACAUGCUCACAGUGGUUAAGCAUUUUGAGCUAAAUGUAAUGGCUUAGUGAGUCGUUAACCUUGACUUGGCGUGUUGUGUGAACCAUUUCUAACCAUUGUGGGUAAAUAACGACAGUUUAAACAUUAUCACUAAGCUUCGGCUAUUGGGCGGUAUAAAAAUGUAAUAAAUAAAUAAAUAAAUAAAUAAUAAAUAUUUGCUGCAAAAGGGUUAGCAGCCUAACCAUGGCUUAGUGUGUUGUCUGAACAGGCCCAAUGAGUCUGAAACCUGGCAAGAUGGAGGCUACUGGGCCAAGUUUAAAUAUGUUUUGUUACUUGUUUACAAAGCUCUACACAGCUCAGGAACAGAGAUCAACUGACUGCGCCCUUAUCUGGACAGAGAUAGCCUAGCUACAGUGAUCCAUGCUCUGAUAACCUCUCGUUUGGAUUACUGCAAUGCGUUAUACGUGGGGCUGCCUUUGAAAACGGUCCGGAAACUUCAGCUGGUACAAAACAGGGCAGC
Messenger RNA from Elgaria multicarinata webbii, 1901 nucleotides. RefSeq names its product C-type lectin domain family 2 member D-like. The transcript is spliced from 5 exons. The record is from RefSeq and is a predicted model, not a curated record. Bases 102 to 842 code for a protein of 246 amino acids. NCBI's taxonomy places the organism in Eukaryota, Metazoa, Chordata, Lepidosauria, Squamata, Anguidae.